Molecule: messenger RNA, 1738 nt
Organism: Toxotes jaculatrix (banded archerfish)
Lineage: Eukaryota; Metazoa; Chordata; Actinopteri; Toxotidae
Product: rab GTPase-activating protein 1-like
Exons: 8
Coding region: 412-1446 (344 amino acids)
Source: RefSeq, a predicted model, not a curated record
UAAACCUUGUUGAACCUGUUACUGUCCUUACGCCUGUGACACACACUGCUUCAGCAGACACUGUGCAUAAGUGGCUCUGACUACUGCUUAGUAGGUGACAGCGUGUGUAAGUGUAGCUACACUUUACCUGUUGGAGUAUCUCUUUCUGUUCUUCACCUUUGGACCAUAAGCUGAGCUUCCUUGUGUCAGGACGACUUGGACUUUAUCCUGAUUAUACUCCUUUGUUCCUGUUUACACUCUCAUGUGGCAUUGACCACCUGGCUGCAUCACUGCAAGUAAAAACAAGACAACUUCAUCUUUCCGAACUAACUUCACCUCUACCAAGGCUCGUGGUGGGUUUUCCUGCAAGGACUGUGGUUGUUUGUGUCUGUAUGAGUGGUGGCAGCUCCUGGGGCUUCACAUUUGGACAAGAUGAUGGAGGAGGUGUCCAUGAUGAUGGCGUACGAUGCCCACGUUAUGGAACAGAUGAGCGAGGACGAGAUCCUGGCCUGUUUGGUGGCUGAAACCGGACCUAAAUUCACAGUUCCAACAAAGAAAGCCAAACUGAGGGAAAGCCGGCUUCAAAUAAUGGAUGAUGAAGAAGAAGAAGAAGACCCUUUGGACAAAUACCUGAAGGAAAACCGUCGGCUUCAGCAGGCCAGCCUCCGUCUGGAGCAGGAAAAUGACAGCCUGGCCCACAGACUGAUCACCAGCAAGGUCGCCCUGAGGAACGCUCUGGACAAGGCGGAGGACAGAGUGGAUGAACUCACCAAAGACCUUCUGCAGACCAGACGUCGACUGCAGGCCACAGAGGAGGAGAAGAGAGGGAAAGAGGAGGAAGCUGCAAUGCUUAAAGAAGUGUUUCGAAGAGAGCUGGAGAAAGCAGAGCAGGAGGUCAAAAGGUCGUCAGGCAUCAUCGCAGACUACAAACAGAUCUGCUCUCAGCUGACAAACCGCCUGGAGAGGCAGCAGGCCGCCCACAGAGAAGAGUUAGAUUCACUCAAGAGUGCAGUGAAGGCUUGCUCUCGCUGUCAGCGCGUUGUAGAAACAGAUGAACCGUCGGCUGCAGGUCAGACCUCUCCAACAGCAGCUCUGACGGAAGGCCACGCAACGACCAGACCAGGCCAGGAUGAUGAGGGUCCUAAAGAGGCAGAGCAGAGGAGGGAGGACCAGGAGAAGGAGUCCCUCAAGGCUCAGAUAAGGGAGCUGGAACAGGAAUUGGCCCAGACAAAACUCCAGAUGGUGGAGGCUAAGUGCAAAAUCCAGGAGCUGGAGCACCAGAAGGGACUCCUGGCCAACGAUCUACAUGAAGCAAAAAACAACUGGAUCAGCAAGGCCUUCACGUCCCUGCGGACAUCCAGCGGGGGGCCCUCAUCGCUGGGCUGGAAUCUCCACAGUGGCUCCCUGUCUGAAUGGAGUGGCAAGAGGCUGUCGUGGUCUCACAGAGACAAUCGAGAAAAUGUGUGAUGGCCUGGACUGUGGAUGCAGAUCCCCUAAGACAGGACAUUAUAGACUGAUCAAGCCCCUUAAAGUGGCAGCUGUAGUAAUACACACUGGUAUGUUCACUAUGUAUUUAAUACUACAGCUGCUAUUUUUCAUUUUGUGCUCUAGGGGGCAGAGUACUGCCAUGUCUCUUCCAAGAACUGCAUUUACUGAUGUUCUUUCUUUUAAUGUAAAAUUAAUCCAUGUGCCAUGUGAGCUUUUUUUUUUUGUAUAAUUUUUUAAUGAAUACAAAAAAAACCAUACAAUAUUAAAGAAC